Vespa crabro (European hornet) is the source of this 838-nucleotide messenger RNA. RefSeq names its product heat shock transcription factor, X-linked member 4-like. Lineage: Eukaryota; Metazoa; Arthropoda; Insecta; Hymenoptera; Vespidae. The coding region runs from base 93 to 836 and encodes 247 amino acids. Gene Ontology annotation, biological process: regulation of DNA-templated transcription. The transcript is spliced from 3 exons. The record is from RefSeq and is a predicted model, not a curated record. Gene Ontology annotation, molecular function: sequence-specific DNA binding; DNA-binding transcription factor activity.
AGAGGUAAUCGCACAUUCGAGAAAGCGUAGAACUAUUCUCGGAAUCGUUUUCGUUCGAAGAAAGAGCGUUCCAAUCUCUCAGCGGGCUAAGCAUGUACGACGAUCGUAUGAUACUUUCGAUGCGAUUUCCUCAAAAACUUUGGAGGAUCGUUAAUGCUUGCAAGAGUGGUGCGAUUCGAUGGAACAUCGAUGGUUCAACCAUUCUGUUGGAUUACAAGAAAUUUCAAGAGGAAUAUCUUGACGGAGAGAAGUCCAUUUUCAAAACGAGAAAUAUCACGAGUUUCAUCAGACAACUGAAUCUCUAUGGUUUUCGUAAAGUGACUUCGCAUAAUCGGGAUCCUCUUUGCAACUCGCAUAAUCCAAACGUUCAUGAGUUCUUGCACGAUCAUUUCCGUGCUGGUCGUGUCGAUCUUCUCUCAAGAGUCUGUCGAAAAACCGUCGGAAGAAACAAAUAUUGUCAACGUCUUGGAUCGCAGAGAUGUACGACGAUAAAACCGGAGAACUCUCCGGAAAAAGAAAUCCGCUCUACAUCGCAUUUACGAAUGUGUCAGCUUGCCUUGACCGAAGCUUUGGAACAAAUAAGACGCGAGUGUCAACGAAAGUGUUCGAAUACAUCGACUAGAAGUGAAUCUGUAUCUUCGAAACAAGGAUUGCCAGAGCUCGAACUUUUUUCCAUUCCACAAAGUGAUCGUUCUCCGAAAUACACGAUGAAAAACGGAAUACAUUUUUGUUCAAAAAAAAGUUGCAGUCCGAUUAAUGAUGACAAUCCAAAUCCUUGGUUCAUUCCUAAUACACAUAAUCUCGCUUUUUACGUCCCUUUAAAUAAUACUAAAUAAGA